CACCGGGUCCUGGCCAGAGAUUCUCCACCAGCGAUUGCCGAAAGAACACUCACAGAGGAGAGGUCUGUAUCAUGCUGCUUUGUUUUACUCUGUAUAACAGAGCAAUACAAAGCAGCAUGCUUACACAGUAAAACACACACAGCACACAUAGUAAAACAGCACACAGUUAACCCUUUGAUCGCCCCAGAUGUUAAUCCCUUCAUGCCCAGUGUCAUUAAUACAGUGUCAGUGCUUUUUAUUAGCACUGAUCACUGUAUUAGUGUCAGUGGGGAUGUCAGUGACAGUUCCCAACCAGUGUCAGAAUGCCCACCACAGUCCCGCUAU
Molecule: messenger RNA, 324 nt
Organism: Staurois parvus
Lineage: Eukaryota; Metazoa; Chordata; Amphibia; Anura; Ranidae
Source: the annotation of a GenBank genome assembly